Puccinia triticina is the source of this 366-nucleotide messenger RNA. RefSeq lists its product as uncharacterized. Bases 1 to 366 code for a protein of 121 amino acids. The transcript has 3 exons. Lineage: Eukaryota; Fungi; Basidiomycota; Pucciniomycetes; Pucciniales; Pucciniaceae. The record is from RefSeq and is a predicted model, not a curated record.
AUGGCCCUUGGUCCCACGCGCGUUUCGAGCUACGGAUGUCCGGUGAAAGCGAAUCCCGCGCUCUGGUGCACCACCUACACGCCCAUCUCCACACAGACGGCGCGGGCCUCGUUCAUGGAUGUCAGGAUCCAUCGUCCGCUUGAUCCCGCCGGACACUGCAAGAACGCCGGGCCCGGACGAUCGCUGACCCGGUACUGCUGCCAGCCAUCCGUCCGACCUACGUCCAACGGCCAGCCCGAGCUCGCCAAGGGAUUGGAUUGCGGGAGCGUCUGCUGCCCCUCCACGGUCGCCCGCUCGUAUAUCUAUCUCUCCUGGGCAAUGAUGGCCCAAGAGCUCUGCUCAGACUGUGUCUCAAUGUUGAGCUAA